Messenger RNA from Ostertagia ostertagi, 213 nucleotides. The record is from the annotation of a GenBank genome assembly. NCBI's taxonomy places the organism in Eukaryota, Metazoa, Nematoda, Chromadorea, Rhabditida, Trichostrongylidae.
AUGGCGGCCAUCGAGGUGAUCACAUCACAAGAAAGGGAGGUGAAAAUGAAGAAGAUCACCGGCGAACCGUACACGAUACUGAUUCGAGUCUGGAACGAAACUGUCAGCAAUUUGACCCUCAUGGCGCUUGGAUCAUCAGCGCCCGAGAUUUUACUCUCCGUCAUUGAGAUUUUUGGUAACAAUUUCGAAGCAGAUUUCAUUCCCAAUUUGUCA